AUGCAAUGUGAAAUUUUAGAACCUUCACUGGAACCGAAAUCGGGGAUUGGAGUUAAUUUCUUCGGUAAUAAACUGAUAGUUGAUUCCUCAAGUCCGACGAAAAUAUCUUUCUCAUACUUUGUAAAAUGCAGUGCCUUCAAUCAAUUUCUUACAAGAAAAGCAAAAUUUCUAUUUCUCGGUGUGAACAAGAUUCAACUCGUUAUAACUGGCCCUGAGGUGAUUGUGACUGAACUAAACCCUAAUGAUACGUACACAUGUUCUGUGAAAAGUGUCUUCGGAAAGAAUUUGGAAACUGAAAAUUACAAGCCAGCAUUUAAACAAGUUUCUAAUGGGACUUUUACUAUAAACCAAAAUGUUCUGUCAUUCAGCAAAGACAGUCCAUCUGGUGUCCAUUUGUUUCAAUGUCAUUUUCAGAUUGAAACGUUUCACAUUGCAAAUCACUUAUGA
Trichobilharzia regenti is the source of this 447-nucleotide messenger RNA. Lineage: Eukaryota; Metazoa; Platyhelminthes; Trematoda; Strigeidida; Schistosomatidae. The record is from the annotation of a GenBank genome assembly.